AUGGGUCUGAAGUCUGCCCAGAAGCACUGGGUGCAAGUCAGGAACCACACCUGGAAUGGACGGCAGUCCACCACACUGGGACAUGUGGGAAUCACCAGACUUGUGGAUGAGGGAGCUGAAGAUGGCACCUCACAGACAAUUCCCGUCCAAUCUCACGGAGCACAAGAGGAUUUGCCAGGAAGGUACUAUUUUGAAGUAAUACUCCAAAAAAUGAAUUAUUACUAUGCAGACACUUUGAGAUUGCAACUCUUUCAAAAGAAAAGCUCCUUCACGCAACAGCAGACUGCAGAAGCUCAGAAUGAAGUGCAAGUCCUCAACACCGUCUACAGUUUUAUGAACGAAGUGCAGGAUCUCUGCUUAAAUAACUGGACCACACAAACCCCAAUACAAGAAGUCCAGCAGAUUGUUGUGGAGAGCCCCUGCGUCAGCUCGGGUGAUUGUACGACCGUGCAGUUCAGCCUUCUCUAUAACAACGAAGCAACAGAACUUAUUGCUGUUGGCGCUUCGAGCGAUGAGGUCGAGAUGGCUUUAAACGCUCUGCCCUCCUUCCAGAAUGACACUGUUAGCGUGACGAAGACGGACAGCACUAAUGGCCCCAUUUACACAGUGACAUUUAACUCGGACCGAGGAGAUUUUGAUGUUCUACAGUACGACACAGCUGGAAAUGACAUCAACAUUGAGAUUUCUGAAAUAACCAAAGGAAGACCCAAAUUUGACACGUUUACAUUGAUGUGGAAUGGCGUCUCCUCCAGUCCGCUCUCAGUUAAUGCCACCCCUGAUGAGGUGAGAAAAGGAAUUUACGACAUGGCUGGCACCAAGUGUCCAAGAAGCUUGAAUGGGUACAUCGAAGGAGGAUCUGUAAAGUACUUUCAAGAUUUUGAAACAUAUUAUUAUUGGUUUUGGUACUAUUCUCGCGUUUCUGACAGAGAAGCCUUCUGCGGCCAUUUCAGUGCUUUGAACAUCAACACCUUAUUUAAUUUGAAUCAAGUGAGAAGCACUUGGGAUCAAUAUGGCGAAAUCUCACUGAGUACUCACAAUAUGCUGUGCUUUGCAUACAAAGGAUUUCUAAACAACUCCAUCGGCCUGAGCUUCUCGGUCAUUAUGAAUCAGCAGAUGUACAGCUAUCAGAACCAGUUUGAAGUUGGAAUUGUUCAAGCAGACGAAUGGCAGUACAUUUGCAUUGAUAUGCUGCGACUUUUAAAGGCUUCUUACCCUGGGACUGAUUAUAAGGUUCAGCAAAUUACGCUCAGCCGGCUGAGUCCAAAUCAGGAUUAUUUAAUUGACACUGUCUACAUCGGCAGCGACUACACAGUAACCAAUAUGCAAGACCUAAACCUGAGGCGCUCAGCUCUCGCCGGGAGAGGAAUCUUUUUACAGGACCUUUCGGUAAUUCAGAAGCGAGGCAGAUGGACUUCAGAGACCUGUUACGAAGUCACCCUAAUGCCAAUGAACUGUGGAUAUGACUUCCCUUUGAUUGAAAUCAGAUUUGCCCAGAAUAUUUCUGGUGAUGGUGAGAAUGAAACUGUCUAUCAGGGGUCCAACUGGAACAAAUCGACUACAUUCAGGGUGACUAGAGUCCAGGCGGCGUCACCUCCGAUCAUGGGCUCCUUUAGUGUGAGCAUCUAUGGGCAAGAAAUCAAAAAUCUCCCGGUGAACAUUUCAGCUGCCGAUCUGAAGUACGCCCUGGUGGGCAUCCCAGGUAUGGGACAAGUGGAUGUGUCAAAAUGGGGAGAUUGCCGGGGUUAUAGCUGGAGAGUGGCUUGGCUGAGUGUUCCUGGCAAACAACCUACCCUUAAGAUUAACAGCUCCUCAGUCAUUGGGAAGAACGCCUAUCUGAACGCUUAUACUCAAAGAGAAGGAGGCUUAUUCAAACAGAACAUUUUAGGAGAUUUCUACCGUGUGCCUCAGCGAAAGCCUCAGGUUCAAGUUUAUAUCAAUAACAUCAUCUCUAUGUGUUCGGGUAACUGUUCUUAUCAAUGGGAUCCACUGAAGACUCCGGUUAUAUCUGGAAUAAGCCCCACACAAGGAUUUUCAGUAUCAGAUACCAUUCUGACAGUGACCGGCUCCAGGUUUACGAGUCAAGCAGCCAAUGCCAAGCCUUCUGUUUCUGUUGGCAGCCAUGCCUGUCUCAUUGUCACUUUAAGUGACACUCAGAUCACCUGCAGAAUUGGAAAUACAACCUCUGGCUCGGCUCCGGUCACAGUCUACGUGCCGGGUGUUGGCUUUGCUAAAAAUACAUUCAACUUCACCAUCCUACCUGGAGGAUCGUUCACAUUUGCACCUCCAUCCGGCAGCACAGCAGUAUCUCUAAGUUCUUCUAAUAAUGAAUUGAGGCUGACAGCAUUUGCUGUGGUGUGCACUCCUGGAAGUCACGUGAUUGACAUAAUCAGUGGCAACUAUGAGAAUCAGCGCAUGUUGAAUAUGCCAAUAUUUGAGAUUAUGGAUACUCAAAGAGAAACGACCUUUAUGUGCGCGGAUUAA
This is a messenger RNA of Erpetoichthys calabaricus (reedfish), 2481 nucleotides long. RefSeq names its product fibrocystin-L-like. The record is from RefSeq and is a predicted model, not a curated record. The transcript has 19 exons. Bases 1 to 2481 code for a protein of 826 amino acids. Lineage: Eukaryota; Metazoa; Chordata; Cladistia; Polypteriformes; Polypteridae.